UUCGGUGUCGCUUAAUUUGUACAUUUUAUAUGCAGGUUUAAGCUGCCAAAAAUAUUACUGCAGUGAUGAUUGCUGUUUGUUUCAUUUAUCUAUUGGUUUAAUCCACACCUCACAACCUCAAAAAGUGGCCUGUAAAUAAUGCAAACUUGGACUGUCCGUGAAAUGCCUUGUAGGUUAAAAGAUCAGAAAUAUAACAUUUCUGUGACUUUAAUGAAUAUAAGCAGUACUAAAAGAAUGAUCAAUUUUUGUAAAUUAGUCAAGGAGCUUUUGUUGUCAUUUGUAGUGUAAUGAGACAAUGUUUCUUUAGGACCAUGGUGUUACAUAGAACAAAGGUAGAGCUAUGGACUUGGGUAAGUUAGUUCUAGCCACAUAAAGUGCAUCUGUGUAACCUGGUGCAAACAGUGCAAGACAAAAAGACAGUGCAAACAAACAAUACAUCACACAAAAGACAAUACACAAAAGCAGUGCCGAACCAGUGUACAUAUAGUAUAUGUGAAGAAAUGCUGGAAUGAACACUAUAUAUAAUAGCAGCAUUUAUAUGAGAUAUUGUAAUGUAUUGUGCAAAACAGCAAUUGACCGAAACGUGCAAGGCAGCAUGUGUACAGAGCAAAAACAGUGUGAUAUGGGUGGUGCUGUAUACAUGGAUGUAUAUUGAAAGAGUGUAUUUAGUGCAGAUCAGUGCAGUCCAUACAGGUGCGUGUGUGUUUUGUACUCAGUUAUCGUUCCUCUUAACAAAAUCAUUCAGGAUCACUGUAAAUCCACCUUUUUAAGAUGAUACUGCUCGCAUAGUUUAGAAUUUUAUAUAUGAUAACUGUUAUUAGAUGUAUAAUUUGUUUAAAGAAGACAUUGAUUCCAGCGACACUACAAUGUAAACAACAUGACUGGUCUUCGGGGAUAAGAGUACCUGUCCUUACAGAUAUAAAGCAAAACCAGAUUUUUUUUUAAGAUCAGUAUCAAAAGGUAUAUUGAUGUUUCUUAAUCUAAAAUCAAAUUCUGAUUGCUCUAUACUAUUCACAGUUUAUCAAGAGGCUGCAAAAUUUAAGACUCGCAUUUCACUUGUUACCAUGUGAUUUAAAGAAGAAUUGGAUUUUAAGAAUUUGGAUGAAACGAGGCUGUAGGUGGAGAUGCUGACAAUGUCCAGUCUGUCCGGUAAACGGACCCCUCCUUUUUUCCCACCUUUUCACCCUUCUGCUCCACCACCCUCUCACACUACCUCUUCUACACUGAGCCCCUGGUCUGGACUUGGCGGUGAGACACCUGAACAGCUCAGACAACAUGGCCUUUUACAGAUGCUUCAGCACUGAAUCCAGAUUUCUUUUCCUCACGGUUUUUGCCCUGUGUGUGGCUUUUGUACGUACAGAAACCGUGGCUGACGCUUCUCCCACGCUACAUAGCGAUAACCAGGGCACGCACUCCGGAGAUGAUGGAACAGAUGUGGGCCCGGUCACGACUAAAGACCCAACUCCAGACCCGACACAAACCACCUUCAUUGUAGAUUACACUGACAACAUGGACACCACGACAAUGGAGGAGGAAGGUGUCCUUGGCCCAGGUGCCAUCACAGCCAUUGUUAUCGCUGUAUUCCUUGGUGCAUCUGUUCUCCUUGCCCUCGUCGUCAUCACACUCAGAAAAUUCACUGCCUCUUAGAACAUGAUGACCACCUGUUUAUAACCUCUA
Molecule: messenger RNA, 1677 nt
Organism: Tachysurus fulvidraco (yellow catfish)
Lineage: Eukaryota; Metazoa; Chordata; Actinopteri; Siluriformes; Bagridae
Gene: snorc
Product: secondary ossification center associated regulator of chondrocyte maturation
Exons: 3
Coding region: 1276-1647 (123 amino acids)
Biological process (GO): cartilage development
Source: RefSeq, a predicted model, not a curated record